This is a messenger RNA of Thlaspi arvense, 2994 nucleotides long. The record is from the annotation of a GenBank genome assembly. NCBI's taxonomy places the organism in Eukaryota, Viridiplantae, Streptophyta, Magnoliopsida, Brassicales, Brassicaceae.
AUGAAAAUUGUGCAUGCAGUGGAUAAGAUGGUCCCAUGGCAUAAGCUUCCGGUUAUCUUGGGUAUGGCUUACCUUGGGUUACGCAGACAUCUUCAUCAAGAAUAUAAUCUCAUCAAUGUCGGUCAGACUCCGGUUGGGACCCGGUUCAAUCCUGCUGAUUAUCCGUACCGGACAGCUGACGGAAAAUUCACUGAUCCGUUUAACGAAGGCGUCGGCAGCCAAAAUAGCUUCAUCGGAAGAAAUGGUCCUCCCGUCGAUCAGAAAAUAAAGUUAUUGAAGCCAGACCCCAUGGUAGUGGCAACAAAAUUAUUAGCAAGAAAAAAGUUUAUCGACACAGGAAAACAAUUCAAUAUGAUUGCCGCUUCUUGGAUUCAGUUCAUGAUUCAUGAUUGGGUUGAUCAUCUUGAAGAAACUGAUCAGAUCGAGCUCGCGGCUCCAAAAGAAGUGGCGAGCGAGUGUCCCUUAAGCUCCUUUAGGUUCUUCAAGACAAAGGAAGCCCCUACCGGUUUCUUCGAGAUCAAGACCGAAUAUCAUAAAACGGAUUCGAGCGUCGUCUAUGGAAGCAACUCGAAAGCAUUGGAGAGAGUGAGAAGUUACAAAGAUGGGAAACUAAAGAUAUCGGAGGAGACGGGUCUCCUCCUCCAAGACAAGGACGGUUUAGCCAUCUCCGGCGACAUACGUAACAGUUGGGUCGGCGUCUCCGCCUUGCAAGCUCUCUUCAUCAAAGAGCACAACGCCGUAUGCGACGCCCUCAAGGAGGAGUAUGAUGAUUUGGAAGACGAAGAUUUGUACCGUCACGCUAGGCUAGUGACGUCAGCAGUGAUUGCCAAGAUUCACACCAUUGAUUGGACCGUUGAGCUUCUCAAAACCGACACUUUACUUGCUGGGAUGCGAGCGAAUUGGUACGGAGUACUUGGGAAGAAGUUUAAAGACUCUUUCGGGCACGUAGGGAAUUCGAUAUUGGGAGGUGUCGUUGGAGAAGAAACCAUGUCUCAGAUUGGGUUCACUAAACUGAUGGUCUCAAUGGGUCACCAAGCAAGUGGGGCCCUUGAACUGAUGAAUUAUCCAGUGUGGCUUAGGGAUCUUGUUCCCCAAGACUCCAACGGCUACGAUCGUCCGGACCGCAUCGACUUAGCUGCUUUAGAGAUCUAUAGGGACAGGGAGAGGAACGUUGCACGGUACAACGAUUUCAGGAGAGCUAUGUUUAUGAUUCCCAUAAAGAAGUGGGAAGAUCUAACGGACGACAAGGAAGCAAUUGAAGCGCUCGAUGACGUGUAUGGUGAUGAUGUGGACGAGCUUGAUCUUCUGGUUGGACUCAUGGCAGAGAAGAAGAUCAAAGGGUUCGCUAUUAGCGAGACUGCCUUCAACAUCUUCCUCCUCAUGGCCACAAGGAGAUUAGAAGCGGAUAGAUUCUUCACAAGUGAUUUCAACGAAACAACUUAUACAAAGAAGGGACUUAAAUGGGUGAAUGCUACAGAGAGUCUCAAAGAUGUCAUUGAUCGCCAUUAUCCUGAGAUGACCGAGACAUGGAUGAACUCUGAAAGUGCUUUCUCAGUCUGGGAUUCGCCACCACUUACCAAAAACCCAAUCCCUCUCUACCUUCGAACGUACCUUAAAUUAAAACGGCAAGCAGUUUAUUUCUAUGACACCGAACGACAGAUUUGGGAUUGUCGGUUUAUGGAUUACGGGAUGGAGGAUAAAAGAGACGCGUUUUACGUUGUUCGUAAGGGAGACAUCGUUGGUGUGUAUCGAAGCUUAAGCGAAUGCCAAGAACAAGCUGGAUCAUCUGUUUCAGAUCCUGCAAUGAGUGUCUACAAAGGAUAUGGUUGGCCUAAAGGAGCACAAGACUUCAUAUCGUCGUUUGGAAUUAAGAACGCUCUCUUUUCGAUCAAUGCAAGUCAUGUCAAAGAUGAUGUUUUUGGGAAACUCAUUCCUUGUCCUCUUCAGCAACCAUCUUCUUCCCAUGGAGGGACUUCACAGCCUAAGAGACUGCAAGGAAUGGGAAGUGAUGGAUCGGGUUUACUUUCCUCGAGUCCUCCGCAAAAGUAUCUUAAGGUUGAAAGUGGCGCGGUUCCUCGGGCUAUUCCUUCCAAUAACGAUUCAUGUACCAUUGAGUUUGACGGUGCUUCAAAAGGAAACCCAGGAAAAGCUGGCGCAGGAGCGGUUCUCCGUGCUUCGGAUAAAAGUGUGCUCUUCUAUUUGCGUGAGGGUGUGGGUAUCGCCACAAACAACGUUGCAGAGUAUCGAGCUCUGAUUCUUGGUCUGAGAUGUGCUCUUCAGAAAGGGUUUAGAAAUGUGCGCGUCCAAGGAGACUCAAUGCUUGUCUGCAUGCAGGUUCAAGAUGCAUGGAAAACCAAGCACCCGAAGAUGGCUGAGCUUUGUAAACAGGCCAAGGACCUUAAGAGGCAGUUUAAAUCAUUCCAUAUUGAACACAUCGACAGGGAGUUCAAUGCUGAUGCUGAUAGUCAAGCUAACCAGGCAAUCAUUCUCGCAGAUGGCCAAACGAAAGAGUUUGCAGGCGGCUAGAAGAGAAAUAAAAUAGUAUAUAUUCGUGUUUUCUUGUCUCUGGGAUCGUGUCUUUAACAUGCUAAGUGUUAACAUAAACGUGAACAUGUUCUGAUCUCUCUUUUGCUCUUGUCUCCAAGCCUGUUGAAGUUUCAGUCACUUGUUUUCUAAGUUUAAUCCCCAAGAACAUGUCUAUGUUUGUCUUCUUCUUUUCUUAAGGUUCUGUUCAAUUAGUGUUUCUAAGUAAUGUUUCUUUUUUUUUCCAUUAAAUAUUUUCUCUCGGCGAUCUUCCACCGUUACUAAUGGAUCUGCUUGAUCCGUACGGUGAAGAAAUGAUUCAUCACACGAAUGGUCGUCGUCCAACUUGCAUAACUUAUUAUAUACCUUGGAGUCUAGAAAAAUGUCGGUGGUUUUUUGUUUGUUCCGCCUAAUUUAAUACGUUGUAUAUAUUUGUAAAUUAUAUGAAAUGAAGAUGAACGAACAUGGCGG